Molecule: messenger RNA, 4782 nt
Organism: Paramuricea clavata
Lineage: Eukaryota; Metazoa; Cnidaria; Anthozoa; Malacalcyonacea; Plexauridae
Source: the annotation of a GenBank genome assembly
AUGGUCAACAGCCUUAUUGGGAAUAUAAUCAAACUUCGUGUCCAUGUUCAACGUAUUGUCUGUGUUGUAUUUAUAGUUGUGUUACUUACAGACUGUAUCCGUGGUCUCAGUUUAUUCUCUAGCGACGAGGAGUGCAAGAAAUGUAAUAUGGAGAACCGUGAAUUGGCUGAAAUAUUUGAAAGGAAAGAGAUACAGAAUGUAAGACGAAAGUGUGUGUACGUGAAGCAAUUUCUGCGUUGUGCUGAACCGUUACAGGGAAAGUGUCGACAGAACUUAAAUUUCCAAGGAGCAUUGACUUUAAUGCGUUCCUUUAGGGACGAACAAAACUGUUCUAGUAUGAAUAUUACUUGGGAUGAAGCGCACAUGUUUCUAAAGUCAGGUCAGCAUACAACGAAAGAGAGACAAUGUAGAAGACCAACUUUUAAACCGGUCUAUAAAAUAUGUGGUUUGUUUGGCGACCCGCAUUUAAGAACUUUUUCAGACAAAAGACAUACAUGUUCUGUCCCCGGCGCUUGGCCGUUGUUUGCCAACAGAUAUCUGACUGUACAAGUGACAAAUAUACCGCUAGAGAACAGUUCAAGAGCUACAGCAACCAGCAAGGUAUGUUUCACUCAUUUUGAGUCAAUAUUUAGCUUAAUAAAGGAUAGAAUCCAUUUCAUUGUAGUAAAUAUAGGAUUAUAGUCACAAUAUUUAAGGGUCUAAUUAGAUAUCAACAGCUCAGAAUAGGAUAACUCAUGAGGAAAUAGCUCGAAAGGAACAGAAUCAUGUUUCCAUGACUUCUAUUCCAAACCGAUUUAAAUAAUUGCUGGUUAUAAAUCUAAACAUCGGUCAUCAUUCGAACCUUAAUGUAACAAAUAUAGAAUUAAAGUAACAAAUAUUCGUAUAGCUCUAAUUGAAUAUCGAAUAAGUUAGGUUGUUCUAAUUGAAUAUCAGAAUCUUAGAACAUACAAUAUAAAGCGCUAAAUAUUUUCCUUCGAUAUUUGUUUGCCACACACGGUUUUAUCUGUCGUUACAAAUAUCUUGAAUAUAUUAUGGCAAGCUUGGCGGGUGACUUGGUUGAAAAGCCGACAAUCUGCCAUCUGAUUUGAGAUAUCUAUGUGGUUUGUGUCCAUGAGCUCGAUGUUCUCAUUGUGUAUCAUUUGUUUACUGUUUUAUCUGAUGUGCAAUUAGAAUGAUUAUCGUUCUAAUCUGCUUGAUUAAUACCCUCUUUUAUUCUUCCCUUUCAUUGUGUUUGCAUGAAGAUGAAGGAUUUUGCUUAGAUAUUCAUUGCAUCUCAUUGUUUGCCGCACGCAGCUUGUGACCGCGCUUAUCUUCAGAUCUACGAUAUAAACCUUGAUACACUCUGGGUUUUGCACACGCGCAACAUGGAAUAUACAAACAUAUUUGUACUUGGAUUUCAUUGUUUUUCCUAAGCAAAGAUUAGAUGAAGAUAACUAAGGUUAUAUCUGAACUAAAGCCAAUAUUAAACGGAAACUUCAUCUACUAGGUUUAAUAUAUACCUAUAUAUUACUGAUUGAGAAAAGUGCAUAUCAGCAUAUAUUACGGCAAUCUAACAUCGGCAUAACUCAUCUAACAGCCUUACUAACUAAUAUAUUGAUCGCACAAGCCUAUAGCUGCGUUUCUAUUUGUAACUACACUUUCAAGCCCGAGUGUACAGAUUACAUAAUACGAUACGAAACGUUGAGUUCUUCCGCUUGAUUGUAAAGGUGAAAGAUAUACGUUCAUUAUGAAAUUGCAAAGAAAAGCGAAAUGUUCGUUGUCUCGAAAGGGAUUAACUCGCAUAUUCACUUACAUAGAUUUCUGUUUUAAAAUAUACUCUCAAGGUCUCAUUGACCGUCUGUUGAUUCAGUGACAAUAUAAAAUAUGAGUUAUAAUAUCUGAUAAAUCGACUCGUAUUUCAGCUUCAUACAUAUUUUUACUGUUAAUAGUUCACACACUAUUGAUAAGGCGAGUACAAGGUGUAAAAUAUAGGUGUAAGGUGUAAAAUAUAUUGGUAGGUUUGUUAAUCAUAACAAUAUGGAAGUCAGAUGAAAAUAAUUAAACACACUUUAGCAGCUGUAUUCCCAACACACAUGAGGUCUGAAGAAAUACAAUUGUACUCGUUUAUAGAAUUAUAGCUAGCUACACACUUGAACAUUUCAGUUCAUGUCAAUUUAAUGUUGUCUAGCUCAACAUUCAAAGUCUAUUUGACGUCCCCGAUCAACUGAGAUUGCUAAUUCCUGUUUCCUAAGCAGUUAGCGGCCGUUAGUAGUUUGCGUGUUAUCGUGACAAAGGAAGGAUGUAAUAAAAAGCAAUCAAUCACACUCUUGAAGUGUCUAUAAACUAUAGGAAAUGUGAGAAUUAAUGCAAAGGCGGAGUUCAGUUACACGCGACAUAUUAACAUAUCUCCUGACAUUAUUACUUCUUGCAAUACGCUUCGCUGCCCCACAUGCGCGCUGAGUAUUUUCCACUUCUGUUUAGAAGAGCGCAUUGUCGCGCGGUUUUGCAACCAGAUAUUUCUCAAGAUGAUGUAUACUGGUUACUAGAUUGGAAUGCUUUAAGACCUAGAAAAUUAAAGCGCUUUAUCCUUUUGAAAAACAUACAUUAAAGCUGAGUAAAUUUCUUCCUAUACAGUGUAGGAUAGUUGCUAAUAAGGUUUAUACUGCAUUCGCUAGCAAUUCUGACUAUGUGUCUGAGUAAACCGAGUGAUCAUACAUGAUUUUCAGACAUGUUACUCUUAGAAUUCUAGAACUUCAGUUCUAUAUUUGAGAUAAGUCUAUACAAUGUAAGAUAAUACUUGUAACCCUUGAACAGAGACAUACGGGUCAGACAAACAUGUCAGCUGUAUAUUAAACAGUCUCAUUUUAAAUAAGGAUGAACAAAAUUCAGCAUGCACUGGUGGCACAAAGCGCGCAAUCUAGUAAUCAAUGAUACUAUAUGCUACUAUGGUAUUCACGAGUUAUGUACAUGUCUUGCUCAGCUGCAGUUGUUACAGACAUAUGCAUUGACACAUUGACUAAUUGUACUAUAUUAAUUUCUUUAUGUUGAAUUAAUCAUGUACACAUGUCAACUUGCGAGCAAAAUUUAGGGGUCUAGGUCAAAGAUGAAAUCUCGGGUGAAAUGACAAAACUAAGUAAAAUGAGAAGAUCUUGAGCGGUCUGACUUAACCUUUUCUUUAGGAUUUUCGUCCUGUACCAGUUUAGGUAGUGUCAAUAUUUCAAUAAUAAGAAAGCUUCCGAUUGAUAGGGAUACAACUACCUGAAAAAUACAAGGAGGACUUCGGCUUUCCAAGCAAAGGCACUUUGUUGGGAAGUUAUACGAAGGGCCUUCCAGAUGAAGAGCCUUCGCUCGAAACGUCGAAGUUCUCCUUGUAUUUUUCAGGUAGUUGUAUCCCUAUCAAUCGGAAGCUCUCUUAACAUGAAAGGAGCUGCGGUUUUUCCCAUGGAACGUGCUAGACUUUAAAGUGUUGAAUUUAACACUCUGUAGAAGUGUGAAUUUGAUACAUUAUUACAUGGUCUACUAGAACAUUGCACCAAUAACUGGAGGCCCUUACUGGAGAGCGAGAGAAUAGAGGAGAGGUGAUAUCCUGAACAUAGACAGAACAUAAAAGAUUUACUUGAAGUAAGGGGCGGACCAUUAGAAAUCCCGGGAGGGGGGGGGGGUAUAAAAUUUUUGCGGCACGAAUUUUUUUUUCAGUCGCGUGUCUCGGCAGGAAUUUGUUUUAAUGCAUUUAACCUCUGCACGAAUUUUUUUUCAAGACUAUUUCUACUUCGCUGUUUGCUUGCACGAAUUUUUUUUCUCUGACGUAAUGGCUGCACGAAUUUUUUUUCCAGGCAUUUUCCUUUGCACGAAUUUUUUUUUUUGAAUUUUCACCCCCCUCCCGGGAUUUCUAAUGGUCCGCCCCUAACAACAAGUUAACCUCCUGCAUUUACUACUUUAGCUAGUAACACUUACUGAUCUAUACCCAAGGGUAACCAAGGGUUUUUUUUAUGCUAAUCCUCGUAAGGUCUUUGUAUCCUAAGAAGUUUAUUCAUUUUUUUGCUAAUCCUCGACAUUCCUUUCUUACAGGUAACAGUUAUUGUGAGAGGUUUGAAACGCAAAUGCAUUAAGGAGAAAAUGUACCAAGCAAGGAGCUUCUCUUUACCAACACAUUUCUCAGACGGGACAAAAAGUAGUGGAGACAAAGACUGCCCAACUACUGUCACACAACUCAAAAAAAGACGGCGAGUUAUGAUUGACAUUUGUCCUUUGAAGACCAAAAUAAUUAUAAGACAAGUUGGGAAAUAUUUAACUGUACAUAUGCGUGUACCAAAGGACUUGACGCGACGGAAGACUAUUGGGCUCUGCCAACGUGGCUGUCCCAGAAUUGAGCAAAUGAAUCUGGAUAAAAUGAAUCGAAUUGAUAAAGUGAUUGCGUCGUUCUACAAAGAGGAUAAACUCAGUAAACGGGUGAAGAGACAGAGACAAGAAAGAGCUCGCAGGAUGUGUGCAGCGGCAAAGGUGACAGGCUUUUAUUACAAGUCGUGUUUAUUCGAUAUGUUGACCAGCGAUGAUGCAACCUUCGUCAAAGCAGCACGAAAGGCUAUGAAAGAUUUCAGGACUAUAAAUAAGGAUGACGAAGGCAGGCCUAUCGUGAACGAAACAGCAAGAGAUUUUUUGAAAGGGCUAACCAAAGCAAGAACUACGGUUCAAACUGUUGGUACUACCACCUUGGUACCUAGUUCAUCAGGAUAUUCAGUACAUAAGAGUAGUUUGUCAGUGACACUGAUAAUGUUGGUGGCGUUAUUGCAAGUGUGGCGAUGA